Molecule: messenger RNA, 1932 nt
Organism: Scheffersomyces amazonensis
Lineage: Eukaryota; Fungi; Ascomycota; Pichiomycetes; Serinales; Debaryomycetaceae
Product: tRNA splicing endonuclease subunit
Exons: 1
Coding region: 170-1519 (449 amino acids)
Biological process (GO): tRNA-type intron splice site recognition and cleavage
Cellular component (GO): tRNA-intron endonuclease complex
Source: RefSeq, a predicted model, not a curated record
AGAAGAAGUGAUUAAUCAGUAAAGGUUCCUCAGUAAAAAUUUGAUCUCUAAGUUAACUCACUGAAAAAAAAAAGAUCAGAACCUACACAAAAAUAAGCUAAAUGAAAAGUUCAAAAAGCAUCAUCUCUUCUCAUCGAAUACUAAACGGAUAAACUUAACAAGAAGGACUAUGUCUCAAGAUGAUGAUGAGUCAGUUAUUCCUAGGGAAGUCGAGUUUGAUAUUGAAGAUGAAACUCCUGAUUGGUCUACUCUCUCAGGCUCAGGCAUCCCUAAGAGAGGUGAUAAAGACUUUGAACCUGAUUCGACUGCUAUUCAAUCUCAGAGUCUUCAAUCUGCUCGUGAGGCAAUGUAUGGUGCUAUAUCUGGAAUUAGAGGUCACCAUGUCAAACAAUUGUUGGUUGGGGUAUGGAUAGAGGAUGGCAGUGAAUAUUGUUGUGUAAUUCCUCGUAUAAAGGGUAAUUAUUUCCGUGAUAUUGGGAUUGCAGGCCCUAAUAAUGUAGUCUAUUUAAAUGAGUUAGAGACUGUAUAUUUAGUGGAAAGAGGUUCAAUGGUUAUUUAUCUUGCCAAUGAACUAUUUAUGACAUUUUUAAAAGAAUUCAAAAAGGACGAUGAAUUUGAUUAUGAUACAUUAUACCCAUUAGAUUUGGAAUUUUUGUAUUCUUUGGCAUUCGGACAUGGUAAAUAUGGGAUAGAUGAAUAUCAAAUAUAUUCAUAUUUGAAAAGACAUGGUUACAUGGUCUUGCCAUAUCGUCAAUUUACAACUUCACAGGUGGAUAGAUAUAAUGCAUAUCAAGAUAAGAUUAAUAGUAAUCAAGGGAUAUGGUCAACAAUUACCAAUUGGUUUGGAUGGUUCAAAACUGAAGAAAAAUUUCCAAUUAUUGAUUCUAUGCAUUAUCUUCAGACGCAUUAUUUCAAUUUUACGGAUGUGUUUCAGUCGUUAAGACUUAUCCAAUCAUACGAAACGUUUGAUAGCUUAAAGAGUAAAGAUAGUAAAAUUGAUGAUGAUUUUAAGCUCACUUUUAAUGUUUGGAAACCUGGUAAUUCAACUUUUUCCAAGAAGAAUCCCCCGUUGCCUGAUUUUCAAAUUCUUGUUGUUAAUGCUGAUAAGAAUGGAUUUCCCAAACUAGGGGAUAUUCAAAAGUUAUUAAAUGGCAUAAAUUAUGAAUUCUCAUUUGAAAUCAAAAAUUCAAAUGGAGUUAAAGCAGAAAAGAAAAUUAGGAAGAAGAAUACGAUGGCAACAAGUAAGAAAGAAAUACGGCAAGCACAACGAGAGAAAAGAAUUCAAAGUCAAAGUAUUGACCAACAAACGAGAAAUGAAUAUUUGAAAACUAGAGAUUCAAUUUUCAAGAAUGGAGCCAGUGGUAGAUCAAUCAUUCUUGGAGUAGUUAGUAAUGGAAUUAUUAAUUUUUUUAAUUUAAUUGAAGGAGAUUUCAAUUUGAGAGGUGAAUUAUCAAAAAAUAAAUUAGAAGGUAUUUAUAAGGGUAGAAAUCAUGGGAUUAUAUAUAAUGGAGAUUUAUAGAGUUUAUAUAUAUAAUAAAAGUAAAUCUAUUAUUAAUGUGAAAAUUGGACGAAAAGAUGCAAAAAUGUUCAAAAGAUUUAGAAAAGAUUUACAAUACACACAUAGUUACAAGUUAUUGGAAAGGUAAUGAAUUUGGAUAUAAAUGCUUAUGUUAAUAUCCCAAUAAUAGCAAUAGACUUACUUAACAAUCAUCCGCCAUUGCCUCAAUGUAGUACUCAAACGACUAGAAACAAAACAGCAUUCUAAUUGAUGAUAAUUGAUAGUGGCAGUUUGGAUUUGUGUUAGAGUAUAAACGGCGCAUUCUAAAGAUAAACGCACACAAACAAUUGUUAAAGCUGUGUGUUGUAUACUAUUAGAAAAAUUAGGAAUCUAAGCCUCUUUGUCCACGUAAAAGAAUAUUAAAGAAAGAAUAU